UUUUCCUCGAGGCAAAGUGAAAUCCCGGCGCGCUCGCACCCGCGGAAUAUAGUCCCCGUAUUCAGCCGCUCGAACCGUUAACGGAAAAGUAGUGGCUGGAGCCCGGCGGUCUCGCGGCUCGAAGGCGUCGGUGUGGCGGCAACGCUGAGGCCCUGAGCCGGCCGACCCCUUGCCCGAUUUGUUUUCGGGAGAGUUUUGUGAAAAAUGGCGUAAAACGCACUCGUAAAAAGCAUCCACGCCAGCAAUCGCACGCACACAAACAACUAACUUCAAAUCAUUUGGAUUCAAAGUGUCUGAAAAAGUGCUUUUGAAGUCCAGCCAUGGAGAUGCAAAGCCUUCAAGAGGCGCUGAAAGUAGAAAUCCAGUGUCAUCAGAAACUAGUUGCACAGAUGAAGCAAGAUCCACAGAACGGAGAACUUAAGAAGCAGCUCCACGAAAGACAAUCCCGAAUAACAUCCCUUAGCGAGAAGCAAAAGCUUGCUCUAAGAAGUUGCCCUGUUGGAAGUACCAAACCUAUUCCACUCAUCAAAGCACCCAACCAGAGCAUAGCAAUUUCAGUGGUGCCAUCUAAGAAUCCGAUCACCAUGGUGACUGCACAUAUUAAUGGACAGAAGGUGGCAAGCACGGAUCCUCCACAGAUGGCCCCGGUUAACCUCCAAACAACAAACAAACUAGCAGGGAGCAAUUUGAACUCCACUGGGAGGAGAGUACCCGAAACGUCAAGCUCACAGACGCUGGGAACUAUUACUGCAGUGCCCAUUAAGGUCCCCCAGGUCAGCUCAUUGCAGAGGUUGGCGGGCCAAGGACCAGCAGUGCUACCUCAGGUUAGGCCAAAGACCCUGAUUCCGGACAGCCUCUCAGUCACACUGUGCCGUGACCAGACCUCCAGUCAGCCUCAGUCUCUUCAGAAGGCCACUGUAGUUAGCAUCAAGAAUCCCAGUCCUGCUCUUCCUACUGCCAACAACACGGUCAACCAUGUACAGACACCAACUGGCCAAACACAACAUUUUGCAGAUUCGCCAUUGGUCUCCACACCAAUCAGCAGUGCUGGUGUGGCUUUUGCAAUCAUUUCUGCUUCUCCAAACAAUGGGAGUUCCGUGAGCAGCAGUACAGUCUCUCUGACCAGUGACACUAUCAGUGUCCAACCUCUUCUACUCAGCACAGACAAGGUGUUAAUCAUUCAGCCACAAAGUCAGACCCAAUCAGAGCACCUGACUGAGAAAAGGAAAACUUCAGGAGAACAGUCUCAGGGCCAUCUUUCCACAAAAUCAAAGAGAGAAGAAAAUCCUGAGAAACUUGCCUUUAUGGUAUCACUAGGCCUGGUUACAACAGAGCACCUGGAAGAAAUCCAAAGCAGGCGCCAGGAAAGAAAGAGAAGAAGCACAGCCAAUCCAACAUACAGUGGAUUGUUUGAACCAGAGCGUAAGCGAAUCGCAACGAGCUACCUGAAUGGUUCUUUAUAUGUUUCCACAAGAGCCAAUGAGGACCUUUGUUGGAAGGAUGAUAUCCAUGAGGAUUACUGUACAGUGUGCAAGCGUAGUGGUCAGCUACUUCUGUGUGACACUUGCUCUCGUGUCUAUCACCUGGAAUGUUUAGAGCCCCCCCUCAAGACCAUUCCCAAGGGGGUGUGGGUCUGCCCCAGGUGCCAGGAAAAGGUAUUAAAGAAGGAAGAUAACGUAUCGUGGCCUGGAACUCUCGCUAUCGUCCAUUCCUAUCUCGCACAUAAAGCGGUGAAAGAAGACGAGAAGAGAAAGCUAUUGAAACGAGGGAGUGAAUUAAAGAGUGAACAUGAACAGCUGGAGGUGAAAGACAGGCUGCUCAGUAAUGCUGUUACGAAAUGUUUAGAAUUGAAAACAAAUCUCAUAGCUAAACAGAAAGGAACCCAGGCGUCUCUGGAGCGUGUGAAAACCUUGAUUAGACUGAUGCAAAGUGAGCAAGUGAUCCAGGUUACAAUGAUGACAACCACAGCCACCUCUCGAGCAUCUCCAUUGGUUUCUCUCCCUUGGAUCAAGCCUUCUGCUGCUGUAGGGACCCCUCCAGCCACCUUGAAGCAGCAAUCACAAGGAAAGAACUAGAGAAACUGGACAAAUCCUUAUUUAAUUGCUAUCAUUUGGGAAUAUUUACACAAUAUUUUUGUGUGGAAACAGUGGGGUUUCAUAACUUAACAAUGCAGUACAGUAUGCAGAGACUGUUGGAACAAAAAAAAUGCACCAUGUAGGUAGUUUGUACUGUGACUGCAAUCCUUUAAGCUACUACUUUGAGAGCUGAAGAUAUUUUAAUUUUUUGAGUUUUAUUUUUAUGUUGGCCUUAACCUCCUGAUUCUGGAACCAGAAAAUGGCCACUGAAAAAAGGAGUUUUUGACAUCCCCAAACAGGUGUUUUGAACACCAGUUUGCCUCAUUGGAGAGAGAAGAAAACAAUGGAACACACUGCAGUAGAUUGACAAUUAAUGCAACAAAGCUGUAAUAUAUUAAGCAUUUUCCUUUGAAAUGGGGGUCUGUUUUUUAAGGACUGUACAUUACUGUAACUAAGUUCAAACAUGCAAGACAAUGUCUGACAUAUUUAUUCAGGUGACGCGCAAAAAAUUGUUUUAUUGUGUAUGUAUGGGUCUUCAGAGCAUUCAAACAAAGUUUAAUUUUUUCAGUAUUAAUAUAGGUAAGAAACAUAUUUAAAAUAAAGUAUGAGGUUAGUAUUUAAGGUGGGAUACUUAGUACAGUAUUUUCCUGCUGAUGCCUAUGGAACAUGUUUUAUCAAGUAUUUAAAGGAUACAAAUGCAAAACAUUUUUUUGCAACUUCUUAUUGUUGACAUUUUUGUGCAGAUCAAUUCUUAAACCUAUAUAGUAGGUAUUUUAGGGAAGCCAUGUUUUCUUUUUUUUAACAAAGUACUUUAUUGGUUUGCCAGAUUUAUAUUUAAAAAUGCCAAAAAUGUGUUUCUUCCUUCUCCAGUACUGUAUUUGUAUCACGGAAAAGUGACAGUUUAGCAAACUCUGGGAUAGUGACCACAUUUGGGGAGUUGGGGACAGGGGUGCAAGGACGAGGUGAUGUUGCUACAUGGUACGUGAAACUGCCUCAGAAUCAUAACAAAUAAUUGGCAUUGAAAAUAUCAAUGCUGGAGUCAAGGGACACAAAUUUGUAAAGGGUUAGCAGUUUUCUGUGGACCUUCUUACCUUUCCUAUUUAGUAAAUUAUACUCCAGUAGGCUUUGAUUAAUUUAGGACUGCUACUUGAUCCACUAGCUAGUCUUCCUGACAGUAAAGGGUCUGCACCUUGGGAGGCCACAGCUAUUUGGCAUGGGAAGCUUUAGGUCUGCUCUGGCAGUGCAUUGUCCCUUCAACCAUUUUCACAAUUCCGGGAAAAACUGUGCAGUGCAAUGCAAAUCUAUUUUAUUACAGUCAACACUUCAAUGAACAAGAUUUUAUAUUCUUUUACUGGUGAACAAAAAUAAAGAGAACCAUAAGAUGCUACUGGUUUAAUACCAAUAUGCAUUCUGAUGUGAUUGCGAUAUAUAUGUUCUAGGUUAAAUGUUUUUUGAUGACUAAAGAAACAGCAAAUUUGUUCAGUUGUAAAAUAUUAAACAGUUGAGAUUUUUGGGGAGGGAAGGGUGAAAAGAGAAGCCUUGCCCUGUUAGCAUAGUUGUUCAAAGGAGCUGUCCAGUGGAUAGUGUGCAUUGAAACAGAAUUCAUCCUAAUUCUGCCAAUGUAGUUAUUUUUAAAAAAGAAUUAAAACUGAAUUGUGAAAUCUGCUUGUACAUGCUUUUAUGGAACCAUUUGCUGUAAGGUAACUUCAUCCCAUAUUCCAGUGAAAGAAAUGCAUUGACUUUUAUAGCAUAUUUGAACAAUCAAGCCACUUAACAUUGCCUUUAGAGUGCCCCAGUUGCUGAAUUCAAGCUAAUAUUUCCAGAAUAUUAAAUAUUUUCAUUACAGGAAAAAAACACAGAAGAAUACAAAUAAUAUCAAUGAUCAAACCUCGCUCUUUCUAUGUUGAUGAAAGAGACUAAAAAUGACAUCUGUCCUGCUGGCUCCUGUGACCCCUCAAUUUGAUUGUUAAAUCAAACGUACAAUGUGCCAUCUCUGUUCACAGCAAAGUCACCCCCAACCCCACCUCCCAUAUGAAGUAAAAAGCAAAUACAUGUGGCUGGAGAAUAGUUGUCUCCCUGCCAUUCUCUUUUGCUUAGGCCCAUCCACGAAUUGAUAAUUUCUUUCGCAGAAACGCACUGAUUAUUUCUGAUGUUAAUCACCUCACAAAUCUCUCAAUUUUACAUUCUGACAGAGUAUCAAGUUCAAUGCAUGCAAGUGAAGUGUAUAAAUUUUUGGUGAUUUUUAAUUUAACUAAUGUGAAAUAAUUUUAGUAUUUUACUUGAACAGGGUUCUUUCAAGCUCUACUUUAAAAAAUACAUAAUUUUAAAAUAUAGAUAAUAAAGCUGCACUUCAUAGUUUUCAGGGUGAAAUACAAUAUAUUGUACUAGUAUAGUGGGGCUCCUGUUUGUAGAUACAUUGAAGAAUUAUACAGUGCCCAUACUGUGGGUGAGUUUUUUUAAUGCUCAACUGCUCCUGCGAUACUUGACUAUAAGAUGGAAUUUGUAAAAAGACAAGAAUUCCAAAAGUAGGAAAGCCAAAAAAUUAACUCGCUCAAUUCUAAGUCUGGAUAUCUUCUGUGUGUUCGGCCUUGUCCUUUUUCUCCCAUUUUCCAAUCAGAAGCAUUUCUCAGGUAGAGACGAACCAAAAUAGAUGAUUGGAGUGCGUGGUAUUUUAAGGCCCAAUAGCUAAACUGGAGCUGUACCUUUUCAAAAAAAAACUAUUUACUCCUUUUUACUACAACUCAUUUUAAACCUUAAAGGAGCAAUCACUUACCAUACUCUAAACAAUUCUUGUAAUUUGAUAGUAGCUCUCUAGCAAGUGCCACUAUUUAAUUUUACUAAAGUUUUAAUGCAUAGUUUUUAUUUUUGAGUAGGUCGUCUAAAAUUAAGUUAGGUGGGAGAAUAAAUUUGUGAUUUCAUUGUAUGCUAAAGUUUGUUACACAAGUAGUAUAAGAUUCUACAUUAUUACAGGGUGGUUGUGUAGAUCUUUAUCAAAAUACUUAAAAAUAGUACUGUAGUUUCAGGUUUUGAAAAUCUUUACUUUUUUGCUGGAAUGUUCCUUAAGAUUUGCUAACAAAAGUCAGCUACUGGUAUAAAUGAAAAAGAAUCUGAAAUAAAUCAGUUGCAUAGUAUUUUCAACAUGCUGCAAGCAUGCAUAAACACACUCAGGCUUCUCAAAAGCACACUGCGUUCAGUGCAAAGAUUUUGACAGCAUUCCAAAUGUGUAGUAGUGUAUUGAAUGCGUGAUCUGUUACCACAGUAGCAGAAUAAUCUUGCACUAACUAUCCUUAGGUGCCAUACAUAUAAGAGCCUUAAGUAACAAAUUUUUGUUGCAGUUAUUUUAAUAUCCUAUUACAUAUUAAUGGAUAACUGAAUGAUGGUCAAGGAUAUCACUGAAGCAUUGUUAUAUUCAUGCCUUCUAUUAUAUUGCAAAAUGAAAGGACUUUACAGAAUAUUUCACUUCACCAGAAGAAAUAAUAUGCAUUCAUCACCUGUUUAUUCUGUUUUCAUGGUAUAGCCUUCCACAAAACCUACAACACACUAUUUCAGUGCAUAUAAUUUGUUUUUAUCUACCGGUUAAGUGAGUUAUCUGAAUAAGUAAUCCACAACUGAUGCAGAAACUGCUAUAUAUGGACAGCAGAUUAAUUUUAAAAGAUGCACACUAACAAAUUGUAUUUAAUUUAUGCUAUGAAUAUAUUUGAUUUUUUUUCUUCUAUGGGCCUUUUUAAAAAAAAAUCCCUUAGCCAACAAGCAUGCAGAGUGCCUUUAAAGGCAGAAAUUUAAGAAGGGCGAGAAAGCACAGCCACACCACCUCAUAGUACAUUGUAAAUACAAUUAGGGGAAAAAGAAACAUGAUAGUGCUUGUGAUCACAUUACAAUUGAAUGGGUUACUAGGUUAAUUGAUGUACAGAAAAUACAGUAGAGAGUAGGAUGCCUGCUCUUCUAGUUUAAAGAGGUUCACUUGGCAGAGCAGUGCUAAGCAAAUUAAUGGAACUGAGAAACAUUGUCACAGUUGUUUAUUGUGUAAAAGAAAUGUCUUAAAUAAACUGGGACAAAGAAAAAAGAGAAAAAAUUAAAAAUUAACAUUGUAUCAUCGCACAAAUGGUCUUUAUUUUUUCUGUUUUCGCUUUGAGUUUUGUCACACUGUUGAAUGUGUUUACCAUGAUAGUUCAUGAGGCUAGAAGUAGAAAUUCAAAUGUAGAUUACACAUUGCAUCUUAGUUUUAUGUGAUAAUUUCUAAAUUGCAACUGCUGUGAAUCCUCCAUUUGUACAAAUAGCCUGAAAACGAGAAUUGCCAGUAUUUUUUCCACUGCUUCCUAGUACCUUCCAUUCAUUUAUUUUAUUAAAAUCACAUCUAGGUUCAAAAAUUUAGUUAAAUAGAAAAAUGCAAUCUGUGCCACCUUUCUGUAGUAUUGCAUGCUGUUCCUGGUUACUAAAUUUGAUUUGUUCUGACUCUUUACCUAACAUAGAAGUCCAGCUGUAUCUGAAGUUUUUGCUGACAUUGCUCGUUGCUUUUGUGCAUGGAACAAAAUAUUUAGAUGGGCAUUAGUGCUUUCCUUUUUCUCAAAAUGUAAUAAAGGUGCACACUAACCACUGGAUGGGUGCUCUACUUAAAGCAAAAAGUUUAAAGUAUAUAAUUCUAAGUAAUCACUAUUGAAUGAAUAUUCUUUGUUACACAUUUGUAAGAAAACACAUCAGUAUUAUGCUGUUCUACUACUUUGUUGAUAUCUGUGUGGCUCUGCCCAUGGAAUGUGGAAGAUCAAAGUACAAAUGAUAUGUUGAGUGGAUUUGUGAGCAUUUGUUUUAAGUGUGGUAGUGUAGCAAUAAAAAAAACAUAAAAAGCAUUUUAAAAAAAAGCUUACGGCAAGAUGCAGAAAGUGUUCAGAUGACAGAUUUGUAAAUGAGUUACAUUUUUCUUAUAUAAAAAAUCCAUGUAUUUACAGAUUCUUCAUUCAUGU
Molecule: messenger RNA, 7033 nt
Organism: Stegostoma tigrinum
Lineage: Eukaryota; Metazoa; Chordata; Chondrichthyes; Orectolobiformes; Stegostomatidae
Gene: phf21b
Product: PHD finger protein 21B
Exons: 16
Coding region: 321-2075 (584 amino acids)
Source: RefSeq, a predicted model, not a curated record